Messenger RNA from Xyrichtys novacula (pearly razorfish), 6412 nucleotides. The record is from the annotation of a GenBank genome assembly. Lineage: Eukaryota; Metazoa; Chordata; Actinopteri; Labriformes; Labridae.
CACACACCGCACCGCCUCCUUUGUACGUCACCGGCGCGACGCACGCGGCGCUCUUUCUUUCCCCGUGUUAGCUGUUAGCUCUGAGCGAAACGGUUCAGCGGAGUCUCGGUGAGUUUCUGUGGAAUAAAGAGCAGCUAAGAGGACGAUGGCCGCGGCCGGGGCACAGAGCAGGAAGAGGAUCCUAAGGGAGGAGGACAUGACCAAGGUGGAGUUUGAGACUAGCGAGGAGGUGGACGUCACCCCCACCUUCGACACCAUGGGCCUGCGGGAGGAUCUGCUCCGCGGCGUCUACGCCUACGGUAGGCCGGGGAUCCGCGCGGCCUCCGGAGGGGGUUUGGGUUAGGGGAUAGCACAGGGAGCUAAAGCUAACGGCGAUGUUGUCAGAAAGCGCGAAAUAACAAAAAAUAGUUAUUGAAAAUAAAAGCACUACUAUUGUGAGGGUCAUCUUAACUCAGACAGAGUUUGCUGAAUGUUCUUGAAUAUCUGAAUAUUGUAAAACAUCAAAUGUAGCUAUUAGCAUCACCGUUAACAGCUAACUCUCCAUCAGCUCAGUGCGCAGUUUACACCGACCUGUAUUGUGAUAAUUGAACAUAUGCUUCUAAUUGUUGUUUUAGUACUUGAAAUAACUCUAUAGUAUAAUUCCAGCUGACAACUGUAUUUUUUUGAAUGAGCUCACACACAGACGUAUGGAGUUUACACUAUCUAGGUGAGACUACCUGAGGUCCCUACAAGGGUUAUAGAAACAAGUCCUGAUCCAAAACCACUAAACCUAGACCCAUCGGGUCUGCACCAGAUUGUCUACAGUCUCAGAGAAACACAGCUGCAGAUGAGUAAAAUCUCCAUUCUGUGAGAAAAAAAUAACAAAGAGCAAAUCUGUCCCCUGUAAUAUUAAUAAUAACAAUAAUGACCUUUCUUUAUAUGGCACUUAUGAAAACCAAGUCACUAAGUGCUUUACAAAAACACCAAAUUUCAUCUGAAAAAUACAGUAAAAGAAAACUUUUUAUUGAUUUAAAAUGUUUAAAAAACACACUAAGUAGUGGCAACAAGUUUGACAGACAAGAUAGAAGAUUAAAAGAAAUGAAAAUUUGAAUGUAAUGUUGAAAACCUUGACCAAGAGGCAAACAAUCAAAUAGACGGAGGAUCAUGAAUAAAACAGUUCCCCAGAAGGCUACACAGAUGUAGCUAGUCUGAGAUCUGGCAGGUCGUUCCAUCACAGAGGCGCCCUACUAGCAAAUACUCUGUCAUCUUUAGAUUUAAAGUUUGAGGUGGAAACAACAAGGAGGUUCCUGUCUGAGAAUCUCAGACUGUGCACUUGAUGGUCGGGGGACAACAGAUCAGAAAUAUAGUCAGGACUGUGAAGACCUUUUAGAAAUAAGAAGUAAAUUCUGGUCUGGUGUGGUCCAAAGAGAAAAAAGCAGCAGUGAAUGAACCCUGACCUCUGCAAGUACAAACAGUGGUUCUGUGUGUUAGUGCUUGGUUUCAGUCAGUGCGUUCACUGUCAACAGCUCCUCUGUAGAUGUCAGAUUAUGGAGUAUAACAGAGAGGUGUGAAGUAGGGUGACAGAGAGCACAGAUAGCUUUACCCUAGCUCUGACUGACCACAGUAGCAGGAUGGAGGUAACCUGAAUGUAACGUGCUGAUAAUGUGUUCAGGGUCCACCUUCCCUCUGUCUGAACAGGGUUUGUGUUUCAGGUUUUGAGAAGCCAUCUGCAAUCCAGCAGAGGGCUAUCAAGCAGAUCAUCAAAGGACGAGACGUCAUCGCUCAGUAAGACCUUCUUAGCACCCUCAGUAACACAUACACAACUCUUAGCAUCCUCACUGUCGCUAACUGUUAAUCUCUGAUCAGGUCUCAGUCUGGAACAGGCAAAACGGCAACCUUUUGCAUAUCUGUGCUGCAGUGUCUCGACAUCCAGGUGAGUCCACACGCAGGUUAACACUCAGAGGAACAAGGAGGUGAUUGAGACUGAGGGUCAUCAGUAAUCGAACGUUUUCAUUGGUCCGUGUUUCAGGUGAGGGAGACUCAAGCUCUGAUCCUUGCUCCCACCAGAGAGCUGGCAGGACAGAUUCAAAAGGUAAGCCCCUCCACACACACGCACCCAACCAAUCACCUGUGAGCUUCCCUGUCCUGUUUUCUGAUUAGCUGUCUCUCUUUGGUGCGUUUAGGUGCUGCUGGCUCUGGGAGAUUACAUGAAUGUUCAGUGUCACGCCUGCAUUGGAGGAACCAACGUGGGCGAAGACAUCAGGAAGCUGGACUACGGACAGCAUGUGGUUGCUGGGACACCUGGGCGCGUGUUCGGUGAGUGAGAACAUUUUCACUGCAGGGGGCGCUACAUAUUUACAGGAGGAACUGCCAGAGUAGCAACCAACAGCUGAAGAUGUAAAAACUUGGCUGACAAACUAACUGAUUGAUCUCAACCCACUGAUUGGUCAGACUCUGACUAAGGCAGCUAAUAGGAAGCUGAUAUCUGUUUGUUGUUCUGUUCUGCAGAUAUGAUUCGCCGCAGGAGUCUAAGGACAAGAGCAAUCAAGAUGCUGGUGCUGGAUGAGGCAGACGAGAUGCUCAACAAAGGUGAGACAGAGCAUAUACUGAGAGCUACAAUUGGAGACAGAUGCCUGAACACAGCUGUGAUGUCACAUUUACUGCAGUGAACUCUGGGAAAUCAGAGGGCAGACAGGACGUUUAAACAGGCAGAUUUGGUGUGAUGAGGAGACUUCAGUGAGAGUUGGACUGAUAAACUCAGACAGGAUCAGAAAACUUCAGGAUCAAGUCUAAAUUCCCCAGAACCUCUCAGAGUGUAAUUUGUAUCUGUUUGAACCUCACACGGUCUCUCACAUUGUUGGUUGUUGAUGCUUAUGUUGUCUCAUGUUUGUCUUCAGGUUUUAAGGAGCAGAUCUAUGACGUCUACCGUUACCUUCCUCCUGCCACUCAGGUGGUCCUGAUCAGCGCCACGCUGCCACAUGAGAUCCUUGAGAUGACCAACAAGUUCAUGACCGACCCGAUCCGCAUCCUUGUUAAACGGUCAGCACACAAAACACAAAGACCACAACAACAUUUACAACAUUAGAGUCAGGGUGCUGUGUAAAACGAGAGCUUAAAAUGGUUUGUUUAUCAUCCAAAGUUAUACUAAACUGAAAAUAGAGCAAAGACAACAUAUCAGCUGUUGAAAAAUAUCUGCUCAUUUUAAAUUUGAUGCUAUGUUAUUACGUCCUAAUGUUUUGUCCAUGCAAAAAGAUUAGGAAAUGUACACAAAACCAGGUUUAUAGUUCACAGGUAUUAUACAGUUUACAGAGAAUUCCAUGGUGUAGCUUAAUAAUCAAUGUAUUAAUUAACUCUUAGAUUAUUGGUGUUUUGACCAGUUUACAAACAGAUUGCACAGUUGGAUGUAAUUCUAUGCUGUGGAGAAGCUUACAGUUACCAUGUGAAAAUACGUCCAGGGACAGUCAGAGUGUGUGACACUCAGAGGAAGGAGUUAUAAAGUUUGAUGGCCACAGGCGAAAAAGACUUCUUGUGACGCUCUCUGAAGCAUUUAGGGUGAAUGAGUCUGGUACUAAACAUGCUCCUGUGUUUAACCAGGAUGUUACAAAGUGAGUGGUGAAUUCUGUCCAAGAUAACAUGUAACUUUGACAGGAUCCUCCCCUCUCACCACCGUCAGAGAGUCCACUUGUACACCCACAAUGUCACCGGCCUUGCGGAUGAGUUUGUUCAGUCUGUUGGCCUCCGCUACCCUCAGCCUGCUGCCUUAGCACACAACAGCAAAGUGGAUUACAUUGGACACCACAGACUUACAACAUCCUCAGCCUGGUCCUGCAGAUGUUAGAGAACCUCAGCCUCCUGAGAAAGUAGAGUCGGCAGAGGCCCUUCUUGUAGACAGCUUCAGAGUUCUUAGACCAGUCCAGUUUGUUUUCCACGUACACUCCUAGGUAGGACUGGGCCAUUUGGAAUACAGUGAACUAGUUUACAGUCCUGAGUGUUUUUGCAGGUAUGCAACACUCAAAAUAAACAAAUCCCCCCCCCCCAGGGAAAAUGAAGACGCCUUAAAAUGUAAACAUUAGAUGAUGUAAACAUAGAUGAUACCAUUGAUCGCUGCUUUGGUCUGGUGGCUGCACCGCUAGUUGUGGCUCAACUGCUAAUGCUACUAGUGUUGUUAGCAGUGACAGGCUGUGCAGACUCUGCUUGCAUUUUCAUGUUUUCCACAUACUCACUGGAGAAGUACUUCUUCAAAUAAUGAAACAGAUCUGUUGUGUUGCCGCUUCUUGAGGGCACCGACUGCGGACAUACCUUGCACAUUGGUUUAAUUGCUCGACGUCACUUUAGAGAUACCCGAACCACUGCCACAACUGACGUUCAACAACCUUUCUUCUCAACAAUGGCAUCUUCAGAAGAUGACUCAAAGUCAUGGCUGACAUGUAUUUUGCUGCCUCAGCUCUGCGUUUGGUCAUUAUUUUUACUUAUCCGGCAAGUUACACAAGUGAGCAGGGAAAGCUCUACUUUGAUUGGCGUUAUCGUGCACAUUUCUGCUAUGUUUGAUUUGAGGAGCUGGAGACGGUUCUGCUCAUGCCAUAUGAAAGUGUUACCCAUCACAGCCUCAUCAACCUUCUCGAUGCAUCCAACAAGUUACUUAUAAAAAACAUUGUCUGUGAACACAGAUCAUCUCUGCGUCCUCAAAUAAGUUUCAAACUAAACUAUGCAAAAAAGAAUCAAGAUAGAAGCAUGAUCUAAAAACACCAGAGUUCUCUGAACUUUGAUACUCCUUUUGGAAAUCAGGGACACCCUGUUAGUCAUACUUAACACUUGAUAUGUUGUAUAGGCUUUAUUUUCAUUUAACUUUGGACAAUGAUUCACAAACCAGCACAUUCUGUUUGUAUCAAUGAUUUGCAUCCUGAUUGUUUUGAAUGUCAGAGUAGAGAAACAAUGAAUUCAUGACGCACAUUCAGAGAAGCUUUGGCCUGACACCCCCCCCCCCAAAAAAAAAAAGGAAAAAAAGAAAGAAAACUGCUGCACGAUUAAAACAUGGAAGAAACUCUGACUCUAUUCUCUCUCUUUCUCUCUCAUAGUGAUGAGUUGACUCUGGAGGGGAUAAAGCAGUUCUUUGUAGCCGUGGAGAGAGAGGAGUGGAAGUUUGACACUCUGUGUGAUCUGUACGACACUCUGACCAUCACACAGGCCGUCAUCUUCUGUAACACCAAGAGGAAGGUAAACCUGCAUGCUGCUAAAACACACACACACACGGCUUACACCUACUGCACACAAUCCACUAUAUCUAAACACACUCUCUCUCAGGUGGACUGGCUGACAGAGAAGAUGAGGGAGGCUAACUUCACAGUGUCCUCAAUGCACGGAGACAUGCCACAGAAAGAGAGGGAGUCCAUCAUGAAGGAGUUCAGAUCAGGAGCCAGGUAACACACACACACACACACACACCAGAACCUAGAGACUUCGGGUUACCUGUGGAUCAGUCAGUGUUCUGUUCGUGUCCUAGUGGUUGAUUUUUGUCUCUGUGUGUUUGCAGCCGUGUGCUGAUCUCCACAGACGUGUGGGCUCGAGGUCUGGACGUCCCACAGGUGUCUCUGAUCAUCAACUACGACCUGCCCAACAACAGAGAGCUCUACAUCCACAGGUACACACUCACGCACACAGGUAUACACUCUGUUACAUCCACAGACACACACACAGGCACUGACGGACCUGGAGUAGCUUUCCUCUCUGUCCGUCCCUCCUUCAGGUGUGAACAGGUAAGCUUCAGAAGCAGCUGGUCAGUUAGAAUCAUUACAGGUGAAUGUUUGAGGAAAAUGAAAAAAUAAAAGCUCAACAUGAGGGAAAAACAAAAGCCCUGAGUUCAAGAGAGCAGAUGAGGAAACAAAGACUAUCUUUAAUGAGAUUUUUAAAAACAAAAAUAAGCUUUAGCAAAGUGUUUUUUUUUUGUUGUUGUUUUUUUUAACCAUGUGACCUCUGACCCCUUAUAGGAUUGGCCGAUCCGGUCGUUACGGACGUAAAGGUGUGGCCAUAAACUUUGUGAAGAACGAUGACAUCAGGAUCCUGAGAGACAUCGAGCAAUACUACUCCACCCAGAUCGAUGAGAUGCCCAUGAAUGGUACGUCACGCAGCAGCCAAUCAGAGGGCUGCUGACUUUAUGGCGUUCCAGCUCAUUAUAGACACAAACACACACUGUAACUCAUCAUGGGCUGUAAUCUGAUUUCAGGCUGCUUCUAACUCUCAUUUAUUUUUUUCUCCACAGUGGCAGACCUGAUCUAGUGUCACCUGGAUGAUCUGAUGCGGAGUCCCCACCCAUUUAUUUUCUGUUCUGUUAUUUGGUUUUUAUAGGUCAGAGUUUGAUCUUUUUUUUUAACUAUUGAGGUUUAAGUGUCUGAACGACUUGCUGCGUUUUUGUAAAUAAAGUUUUGGUCCCACCUCA